Molecule: messenger RNA, 2810 nt
Organism: Aethalodelphis obliquidens (Pacific white-sided dolphin)
Lineage: Eukaryota; Metazoa; Chordata; Mammalia; Artiodactyla; Delphinidae
Gene: GPR34
Product: G protein-coupled receptor 34
Exons: 4
Coding region: 472-1608 (378 amino acids)
Biological process (GO): G protein-coupled receptor signaling pathway
Cellular component (GO): membrane
Molecular function (GO): G protein-coupled purinergic nucleotide receptor activity
Source: RefSeq, a predicted model, not a curated record
GGUUGUCAUAUUGAAAAAAGAAAGAAAAGAGAAAAAACACACCUACCACCACAUGCAAAUAUAAAAAAUAAAAAGACAACCCCAACCAAUUGCACCACAACCGGAUGGAGGAACCCAGCUGACACACCAAGACGAGUCUCUGUGUCUAGGGAAUCUUGGGGUUCAGCUCCUUUUACUUCAAGAGAGCCUGAACUAAAUUAGUGCAAUUUUUAAAGCAUGGCCUGAAUGAUUCAGUGAUUAUCAAGUCAAACUACAAACGUAAACGGCUGCUACCACUGCCAACUAGGUCAAGGAGACUCUCCAAGGUGCCUAACUGGCGGCUGUCACCACCUGACUUGGUUUUGUUUGGCUACUUUGCUCUCCUGUGCAGUGUUACGAGCCUGCCUAAUGAGGAGAAAUCUGAAGACAUAAAAGCUACAGUCAAGGAACAUGUCAUUUAGCACCUUCACUUUUUGAUCCCUACAGAAGACAAUGAGAAGUCAGAUGGUAACAAUGACGACAACUUCAGUCAGCAGCUGGCCUUGCUCCUCCCAGGGAGUGCACUUUGUAACUAAUCACAGCGUCCAAUGGCCACACAACUUCUCAGGAGCCUCAAAUUUUACUGCCUGUUCCAUGGAUGAAAAAUUACUCUCUAAUGUGUUAACAACAUUCUACUCUGUUAUUUUCAUCGUGGGCCUCAUUGGAAACAUAAUUGCCCUCUAUGUAUUUCUGGGUAUCCACCGCAAAAGGAAUUCCAUUCAGAUUUACCUACUCAAUGUAGCCAUUGCAGACCUCUUACUUAUCUUCUGCCUCCCUUUCCGAAUAAUGUAUCACAUUAACCAAAACAAGUGGACACUAGGUGUGAUUCUUUGCAAGGUUGUGGGAACACUAUUUUAUAUGAACAUGUACAUUAGCAUUAUUUUGCUUGGAUUCAUCAGUUUGGAUCGCUACAUAAAAAUUAAUCGGUCUAUACAACAACGGAAGGCGAUAACAACCAAACAGAGUAUUUAUGUUUGCUGUAUAGUAUGGAUAAUUGCCCUUGCUGGAUUUUUAACUAUGAUUAUUUUAACCCUUAAGAAAGGAGGUCAUAAUUCCACAAUGUGUUUCCAUUAUAGAGAUAAGCAUAAUGCAAAAGGAGAAGCAAUUUUUAACUACAUUCUUGUGGUAAUGUUCUGGCUAAUUUUCCUACUAAUAAUCCUUUCCUAUAUUAAGAUUGGCAAGAAUCUAUUGAGGAUUUCUAAAAGGAGGUCAAAAUUUCCUAACUCUGGCAAAUAUGCCACUACAGCCCGGAAUUCCUUUAUUGUGCUUAUCAUUUUUACUGUAUGUUUUGUUCCCUAUCAUGGCUUCCGAUUUGUCUAUAUUUCUUCACAGCUAAAUAUGUCGUCUUGCUAUUGGAAGGAAAUCGUUCACAAAACCAAUGAGAUCAUGCUGGUUUUCUCAUCUUUUAAUAGCUGUUUAGAUCCAGUCAUGUAUUUCCUGAUGUCCAGUAACAUUCGCAAAAUAAUGUGCCAACUUCUUUCUAGACGGUUUCAAGGGGAAGCAAGCAGGAGUGAAAGCACUUCAGAAUUUAAACCAGGAUACUCCCUGCAUGAUACAUUCGCUACAGCUAAAAUUCAGUCUACUUCUUAAAGCACUUACGGUAAACAUAUUAAAAAGAAUGAUAAAAUACAGCCUAAUUCCUUGAAGAACAAAAAAUUAUGAAACAAAGCUCUAGCAUUUACAAAGCUUAGAUCCUCCCAAAGUUCUUUGCUUAUUUGUGAUAUUUCAUUUGCUUAAUUACAAAAUAUUUUAAGUGCAAGCUUACACUCACCACUAGAUUUUAAAUCUGUAUAUAAAAUCUUUUAGGCUAACACUGUUAACAUAGAUUAUAAAAUUAAAUGAAAUUUAUGGUUUUAACCACAGAAUAAUUAAAGAAAAUGUUAUAGUUUCUCAAGUCACUAAAGUAGCUAUUCAAAAUUAAGUACCUAAUACUAAUUUAAAGUGUGCUUAAAAGUUAACCGAUUUGAGGACCGACUUAAAAUGUCAGAAAAUAUGUUCAUUGUCAUUUAAAAAGCUUGUAUAAUUUGCCACUGUAUUCAUUUAUGUCUAAACCUCUAUUAACAGAUGAAAUAAUAAAAUUCUAAUAAAAAAUGAAAUCACCCACUAUCUAUCACUGCUUAGUACAAUAGGUGAGCUAAAAUUCAAUAGCCUAGCGACAGUACUUAAGACUGCACCUUACUUAAAACAGAUUUAUAAACAAUUCGGCCAUCUUGGACCAUACACUUUGAUAAAGCGAAAUUGAAGAUGUGUACACCCUGUGAUCCAGCAAGUCCACUACGAGGUAUACAUCUUACAGAACCACUCAAACAUGUAUACAAGAAAACGUGUAAAGAUGCUCAGUGACCUACUGCUCACAAUACUAAACAAAUGUAAACACCCUGAGUAUGCAUCAGCAAAGGAAUGGAGAAAAAAACUUCAUCUGCAUGCAUCAACGUGGAGAAUUGGCAAAAAUAAUGUUGAAUAAAAACCAAAAACUGCAAAGGGGUAUGUACCCUAUGAAAUCACUUAUGUAAAAUACAAAACCACAUAAAACAAUACCGUAUUCUUUACAGAUCUAUACAUAUGCAAUAAAAAUAUAAAACAUACGUCAUAAUAUACACAAGCAUAUAUACCAACUUAAGGUUAAUGGUUACAUCUGGAGAGAUUUGAAGCAAACAUGGCAAAAUAUUAAUAAUGUCUGUUAAACCUGUGUGGUAAUACAUGGGUAUUUGUUAUGUAAUUUUUGGUAUAUAUCUGAGUGUUUGAAAUAUUUCAUAACAAUAAAGAAAACCUGUAGGUUAGAAUUAAAAGGA